AGAUUUAAAAAGUGAAGACCAUUCUCUCCUUUUUUCUAUUCCUCUUGAAGAAUCCUCCACUUUAAAAGUUGAAGAUGACGAAACUUUUCUCCCGGCAAAGCAUAAAGCUACUAUAGAAACAGACUCGGAGAUAAAAAAGGAAAAAAUUAUUGAAAAGCAUACUCUAGACAACGAUGACUCCAAUAUAAAAAAAUUUCAUAGUAAUAGUGAUAAUAAUAAUAGUAAUAGUGUUGGUAAUAAUAAUAAAACGCAAUAUGUUUUAGUUUAUGACGAAAAUUUAAACACGCAGAAGUACACAAUCGAAGAGUGGCACUUACUGCAAAAAGAAAGGGAGGACUGGACUACCGAAAGGUCUUCUGAUUGCUCACCUAUUCUCCUCUCUCCACGGGACGAGUCCACUUUAGUUGAGGAAAAUGAUUUUUCCUGUCCAAUGGAUGAUGCUGUACUUAACCAGCUAUCCAAUGAAAUGAAGUUAUCUUUGCUGAACACUCUUGCUGAAGAUACUUGCGAUACUUUUGCAAUCCGAGCGAGCACACAACGGGGAGUUUUUUUGGGCUCAUAUUUGAACAGCGCCAACCGAGAACGUCUGCGAGUUGUAGUGAAAAUUUUGGGAGGAAAAAUUGUUAAUCAGUACGAAGAGCAAGUCACUCACAUUAUUACUACAACUGACGAAAACAACUAUUGUAGAAGAACUCUUAAGUAUAUACUUGGCCUUUCUCACGGCUGCUGGAUAUUGAGUGCAGCGUUUUUACGAAAUUGUAUUAAAGAAAAGCGCUACGUUAAUGAAGAAGACUUUGAAGUUUCCUGCUGCCAAGUGGUAGGCGGAAAACUUAAACCGCCUUAUAGUAUUCCUCGUUAUAGUCGAGAGAAUUAUAAUAAGAAGACAAAUCUUUUUUCUCGUUUUACUUUCAAAGUUGAUAAAAGGAUUACAGUACCUCCUCCAUCUUAUUUAGAAAUCAUGAUUCAAAAUCAAGGAGGAAUGCUGUAUACUGAUCAAAAUAAUCGUACCGAACUUAAAGGAAAUUAUUACUUUGUAAGUGAUGAUCUUCCCCGACAAAGACAUUGUAGGGUCGUCCCCCCCCGUUGGAUUAUCGAUUGUAUUUGCUAUCAAAAAAUCCGGCCUUUGUCAAAAUACUUUCAUUAG
Molecule: messenger RNA, 1144 nt
Organism: Zophobas morio
Lineage: Eukaryota; Metazoa; Arthropoda; Insecta; Coleoptera; Tenebrionidae
Exons: 10
Coding region: 431-1144 (237 amino acids)
Biological process (GO): double-strand break repair via homologous recombination; negative regulation of fatty acid biosynthetic process; positive regulation of transcription by RNA polymerase II
Cellular component (GO): plasma membrane; BRCA1-A complex; BRCA1-BARD1 complex
Molecular function (GO): ubiquitin-protein transferase activity
Source: RefSeq, a predicted model, not a curated record